Molecule: messenger RNA, 971 nt
Organism: Sander lucioperca (pikeperch)
Lineage: Eukaryota; Metazoa; Chordata; Actinopteri; Perciformes; Percidae
Gene: atg101
Product: autophagy related 101
Exons: 2
Coding region: 248-904 (218 amino acids)
Biological process (GO): autophagosome assembly; autophagy
Cellular component (GO): phagophore assembly site
Source: RefSeq, a predicted model, not a curated record
AAAUACUUAGCUAGCUAGCUCUUGUUACAAUGUCCUCGUGCUCAGUUCGCAUACGUUAAUUUUGGAGAUAGAUUAGCCUUUUAUGAAAAAUACUAUUUAGUAUUUCAAUAUACUGCCAUACACUGUGUGGGCUAGGCCCCGCCCAUCCGUAGAGGUAAACAAAGUAUCGGGAUCGAGCUGGGACAUAGCAGCCAUCGUCACCCCACUCGAAUCGUCGCCUGUAAAUGGAAAUAACUAUCAUUUCGCUAUGAAUUGCCGCUCAGAAGUGCUUGAAGUAACAGUGGAGGCGAGGCAGGUUGAAGAAGCUAUGCUGGCUUUGCUGCACACCAUUUUACUGCAUCGCAGCUCCGGGAAAUUUCACUACAAAAAGGAGGGCACCUACUCCAUAGGUACCGUGGGCACACUCGACAUCGACUGUGACUUCAUCGAUUUCACCUUUGUCAGGGUGUCCUCGGAGGAGCUGGACAGAGGGAUCCGGAGAGCUGUGUCUGAAUUCAAGGAUGCGUUGAGCAUCUCUGGCAGCGACGGCAUGGGGCAAAUCUCCCUGGAGUUCUACCAGAAGAAGAAGUCUCGCUGGCCUUUUUCUGACGAGUGUAUUCCCUGGGAAGUGUGGAGCAUCAAGGUCAACGUUGUCAACCUGGCCAACGAGCAGGAGAGACAGAUCUGCAGGGAGAAAGUGGGCGAGAAGCUGGGCGAGAAGGUGAUCAAUGUCGUUGAGGUCAUAAACCGCCACGAAUACCUGCCAAAGAUGCCCACCCAGUCUGAAGUGGACAAUGUUUUCGACACCAGCCUCAAAGAUGUCCAGCCCUACCUUUACAAAAUCACAUACCAGAUCACAGACACUCUGGGCACCUCUGUAAGCACAACAAUGAGACGGCUGAUUAAAGACACCCUGGCACUGUGAGGAUGCUCCAAGACAGAAAGAAGAAAGAUCUGGAUGGUUUUAUCCAUAAAAAGUAUCUAUAGUCUUG